GUGACGAUCUCUGGGAGAGCGGGCCGGCAGAAGCGGAGGCUUACAUUUAAACAGUGAUGCGGGACAUUUAAACCUCGGUCUGGCUCUGCGGGCUGUGUUAUGAAGAUAGAGACUCUCCCGCGAAUAGCGGGACAGUCAGUGGUUAUGCACUUGUGGAGGGGGUAAGCGCCGCCCUUGCGGAACGGGAGAGGGCUCCCAGUAUGGAGGGGGGUACCAAUGAUGGAGCUGCGGUACCAGGCAAUGGGGCAGGCACCGCAGGGAGCAUCUUUUGGUGGCUGAAAAACAGGUGCUUGGGCAGAGGUCUUUGCGUGGAUCCUGCUCGUGAUAAUUUUAGGACAAUGACGAGUUUGUAUAGCUCGAUCCAUCCCGCUGACUCUGUAAACUUGAGCACUAGGACCCACGGAGCUGUAUUUAAUCUGGAGUAUUCGCCAGAUGGGUCAGUGCUAACAGUUGCAUGUGAACAAACGGAAGUCUUGCUUUUUGAUCCUGUGUCUUCAAAACACAUCAAAACUCUUUCAGAGGCACAUGAAGAUUGUGUUAAUAAUAUCAGAUUUCUUGACAACCGAAUGUUUGCUACCUGCUCUGAUGACACAACGAUAGCCCUCUGGGAUCUAAGAAAAUUAAACUCCAAGGUGUGUACUCUACACGGCCAUACAAGUUGGGUGAAAAACAUUGAGUAUGACACUAAUACAAGGUUGCUGGUGACCUCCGGAUUUGAUGGAAAUGUAAUAAUCUGGGACACAAAUAGGUGUACAGAAGAUGGGUGUCCACACAAGAAGUUUUUUCAUACUCGUUUCCUCAUGCGAAUGAGGCUAACUCCUGAUUGUUCAAAAAUGUUGAUUUCUACUUCUUCUGGGUAUUUGCUGAUAUUACAUGAAUUAGAUUUAACAAAAUCCUUGGAGGUGGGUAGCUACCCAAUCUUAAGAGCAAGACGGACAGCUUCCACUUCAGACAUGACUUCAACUUCUUCUGAUACAAGGCCAUCCAGCUCUCCUUGCCAUAACAGUGAUUUGGGACCUUUGUUUGAAAAGCACAUGUCACGCUCUUCACAAAGAGAAGGUGCUUCCCCUCGUAACAGUCUUGAAGUUUUAACUCCAGAAGUUCCUGGGGAGAGGGACCGUGGAAAUUGUAUUACAUCACUUCAACUUCAUCCCAAAGGAUGGGCCACGCUUCUUCGGUGUUCAAGCAACACUGAUGAUCAAGAGUGGACCUGCGUGUAUGAAUUCCAGGAAGGAGCCCCUGUUCGCCAAGUUUCACCCCGAUGUUCUUUGCGAUUAACUCACUACAUUGAAGAAGCCAAUGUAGGUCGGGGUUACAUCAAGGAGCUGUGUUUCAGUCCUGAUGGACGUAUGAUUGCAUCACCAUAUGCAUAUGGGAUCCGUCUACUGGGGUUUGACUCCCAAUGCAAAGAACUUGUAGACUGUUUACCAAAAGAAGCAGGGACUUUGCAAGUAAUCCGCUCACUUUACUCUCACAAAGAUGUUGUCUUAACAACAAAGUUCUCUCCCACACACUGUCAGAUAGCAUCUGGGUGCCUUAGUGGCAGAGUUACCUUAUAUCAGCCGAAGUUUUAGUUGUGAAUCACAUCUUCAAAGUGGGAACCAAAUUUGUUCAGAGAUCCUUGUGUUAAUUUAAGGAUUAUCUCAAGUCUGAAUACAAUAUCUUGGACAUCUUAAAUCUCAAUUUUUAAUAAGUUUGAUCAGAAAUCAGAGGAUUCCAAGCUCUGAAGAAAUUGUAACCGAGCAAGUCUGGUGCACUUUCUUGCCCUUUUCCGUUUUUAUAUAUCUGUAUUCAAUAUAUGCCAGGCCAUCAUACAUAUUCAUGCAGUAUUGCCUGUAAAACACUACAUUUUUCUUAAUGCCAUCUUCUUAAUUAAUUGGAUAUUAUGUUUGUUUUCCUGCUCAGAAAGGUUACAUUUGAAAUAAAGUCUGUACUUUGUGUGUAAUGUG
Xenopus tropicalis (tropical clawed frog) is the source of this 1949-nucleotide messenger RNA. It is a transcript of the gene dcaf10, whose product is annotated as DDB1 and CUL4 associated factor 10. Gene Ontology annotation, biological process: protein ubiquitination. The record is from RefSeq and is marked validated. Lineage: Eukaryota; Metazoa; Chordata; Amphibia; Anura; Pipidae.